This is a messenger RNA of Paramecium tetraurelia, 885 nucleotides long. RefSeq lists its product as uncharacterized. The record is from RefSeq and is a predicted model, not a curated record. Lineage: Eukaryota; Ciliophora; Oligohymenophorea; Peniculida; Parameciidae. The transcript is spliced from 2 exons.
AUGGAUGAUCAUAUUGCCAGAGAACGUGUGAGAAGUUACCAUUUUAAUGUAUCAGCCACACACUUUAUCAAAUUCCUAAAAUAAUUCGAUAAAUUGCAUCAAGCAGCUUAUUUUCGAAGGGAUAGAAUUGAUUUUAAUGCAAGGAAAUGUAUAUCCUAAAUCAAAUAGGCAUAACAACGAUUCGAAGCAUCUAAAUUAAUCAAUCUAAACGUGAAAAGAAAGACAUAUUUAGAAGAUCUUCUUAAUAGUUAUAAUGUAGCAGAAGAAGAUAUGUUAGAUACCUAAUAUCCUGAAUAUCAAAUCUAUAAUCUCAAAUAAAAAAGUAGGAUAAAAAGUAUCAAAUAUUUGAAUGGCAAAAUGACUCGAAAAAUCACUCAUGUAGUUACAUAUACAUCAAUUAGUGAAAAGUAUUUAGGAGGUCUAACAGAAAAAAUAGACAAUUUGAUUUUAAAAACAAAAAAAAAAGAAAUGGAAGAAAAAUUUAAAUAGUUGCAUCUUAGUUCCAUUUCAAAUUUUGAUUCUAUUUAAGAAUAUACUCACUUUUAUCCCGAAGGAAACUUUUCUACUGUUCUAGCUUAAUAUCUACGAGCUUAAGAUAAAGGAUUUCCUAAAAUAAUUGAAAUUGAAACACUAUUUGGUAUUGAAGAAUUUCAAAAUUAUUCUCAAUACUAUUGUUAUAAAUUAGAAAUGGAUGCAGAACUCAAAAAUAGAAACAAUAAUGUCGAAUUGAAUUUUGAAUAAAUGAGAUUGCUAAAUAUGGACAGAAGAUAGAAAAAAAAAGAAAAAGUAAUUAAAGAUGCUAAUCAAUAAAUUCAAAAAUCAUUAGUAUAGUUAAAAGCUUAUAAAGCAAUAAAUCGUAGUUUUAGGAAUCUAUUUAAUAAAUGA